Messenger RNA from Clarias gariepinus (North African catfish), 977 nucleotides. RefSeq lists its product as uncharacterized. Gene Ontology annotation, biological process: autophagosome assembly; cellular response to nitrogen starvation; autophagy of mitochondrion. Bases 184 to 537 code for a protein of 117 amino acids. Gene Ontology annotation, cellular component: cytosol; autophagosome; autophagosome membrane. The transcript is spliced from 5 exons. The record is from RefSeq and is a predicted model, not a curated record. NCBI's taxonomy places the organism in Eukaryota, Metazoa, Chordata, Actinopteri, Siluriformes, Clariidae. Gene Ontology annotation, molecular function: ubiquitin protein ligase binding; GABA receptor binding.
GUUCCCAAAGAGGUGGUACCGGGUUUGUUGUUGUUUUGUGUAGUGGCCGGAGCUCGUCGACAUUUUUUAAAACAAACACGUCGGAACGCGUUGGUGUUCUCUAGUGUGUUUUUGGAUCCUGUCAUCUUUGUCUUGUUGAAGCAGAAGUUUUUUUUUGUUGGCUGUAUUCCGGGGAAGAGAAAGAUGACUAGUGAAUAUCAACGCUGUGUUCCUUUGGAGGUCAGGAGAUUGGAGGGAGAGCGAGUUCGUGCCAAACAUCCUGACAAAAUACCGAUCAUUGUAGAGAGGGCUCCUAGAUCACGUGCUCCUGAACUUGACAAAAAGAAAUACCUUGUUCCAGCAGACCUGACAGUUGGCCAGCUGUGCUUCCUGAUCAGACAGCGAGUAUGCAUAAGGCCAGAAGAAGCUCUCUUCUUUUUUGUUAAAAAUUGUCUUCCCCCUUCCAGUUACCCGCUUUCUGUUGUGUAUGAGGAACACCACGAGGACGACCUGUUCCUGUAUAUGACCUACAGCAAUGAGAGUGUGUACGGAGCUUAAAAAGGAUUUUAACAAACAAGUUGAAAUGAAAAAAAAAGAGCAAAGAAGGGACUUUUUGGUGUGAUGGAAGAAGUCAUGGAAUUUCAACAGUGGUGUGGCGAAGAUUUUAUUGUUUUACCACUAUUAAUCUAUUUUGUAUAAAGCUGAGCUUACAGCGUUGAACAUCAGUGUGGUCUGAAGGAUGCAACUGGUUUGUGUUUAACUACUAUGGGCUUAAUUACAUUUAACUAUGAAAAUAAGGCAUUGUAGUAUCAAUAUAAGUGAUGGAGGAAGAGUAGAGAUGUAAAUGAUAAAAUGAAAAAAAAAAAAAAAAGUAAAUGGGACAGUGGUGCAGUAUAAAAUUUCCAUGACUCUGUUCCAGGAGUGACUCAUCUGUAUUUAAUGAAAUUAUAACUAUUUUUUUGUAAAGGUAUAUGAUAAAAAUCUUGUUGCCAAAAAGA